Messenger RNA from Leptopilina heterotoma, 1520 nucleotides. RefSeq lists its product as uncharacterized. NCBI's taxonomy places the organism in Eukaryota, Metazoa, Arthropoda, Insecta, Hymenoptera, Figitidae. The record is from RefSeq and is a predicted model, not a curated record. The transcript has 3 exons. Bases 415 to 798 code for a protein of 127 amino acids.
GCAGCUGCUGUUCGUUUAAAGUCCAUACCGGUUAAACCCGCGAAUCUCGAAAAACAUUUUUUUUCAAGUUUGUUUUGCAACAAUUAAAAAGUAUCGUGAUCAACAAUUAUCGUCUGGUCUAUAUCAUCAUUUUCGAUAAAUCAUCUUUUUAUUGUUUCGCAAAAAGAAAAAACGUGACUGACUUUAUAUAUAGAUAUAUAAUACACUUUGAAGUGUUUAAGACUGAUUUUUUUUUCGCAAAAAAAAAAAUAAAUAAAAUACAAAAAUCAACGUUGAUAUUGAUAUCGACAAUAUUUUUUGUGCGAACCGGCCUUCUUGUGCGGCUUCUCAACGUUUCAAAGUUUUAUCCCCAAUUUGGAUUUCUUCGUGUCCCGCACGAAGAAAAGGGUCAAUUGCAAUUUAAAACAAAUUAAAAUGUCACACUUCAGGCUAAUUAUUGUCGCUUUUGUCGCUACCUGCUGGUACGCCUCUCUAAUUGACACGGCUGUCCUUAGGACUCAGGAUUUGCCGGAGAGUCUUUUGAAGAUGGCACAAGAUACGCACAAGUUGAGGAUUCAAAGAGAUACGGAUAAUUCGAGCAAAGAGAUAAGAUUCUGUUACAACACACCAUGUGGUUGGGCAGUCUACGUUCCAUUCACUCGCACCGUCGAGUAUUUCAUGAAAAAUACGUGCGAGUGUGAAAAUGACACUUACAAAUGCGUACGCACUGAUGAUGAUUUAUCAGUGAGCGCAUAUGUAUAUCGCUGUCGCCAAAAUACCACAUCGGACGACAUCGAAUCACCAGAAGACGCUAAUUGAAGAAAGAAAAACAACACAAAGAAGCUAGGCACGCUUGAAUGCAACCCUGCUCAUUAUCGAGGAUUGUAAGAAAUCGCAAUUACUGCUUUCUAUACAUAUUCAGUGAUUUUUUUUUACGAAGAAAAGAAGGUACACUGCAAACUUUUUAUUUCUGUUUUUAAAAAAACAAGAAAAAAAAGGAAGAAAAUAUUCAAGAAUUUCUUUGGCAAAAUAAGAAAUUCUAAAUUGUUUUUUUUUUUUUUUUAAAUAAGGAAGAAAUAAGGCCAAAGAUUUUUCUUCAUUCCGAAUAAUUAUUUUGAUAAUUAUUUUCAAUAACGUAUUUAUUAAUUAUUAAUAAUUGAGAUAUAGAAAAAUGGUAAAAUUAAAAAAGGUUUUCUUACAUUCUCGCAUGACACACGACGCCUAAAGGGACGUCGCAAGAAAGUAGAUAAUGGUUUGGCAAAGUCGCUUUCAGAAUGUAAUUCUUUUUUAAAUUCCUAUAUGCUCUCAAAUGACAGUUUUCCCUCCCCACGAAAAAAAAAAUAUUGGUUACUUAACUCUUUUUUAUACGUGUAUUAGUUAGAAACCAUUAAAAUAGAAUUCAUUCAUUUUUUUUUACCGAAUGUAAAUAUUGUUCCAUGGCAAAAAAUUUGGCAAUACUUCAAAUACUUCAAAUACUUCAAUUACUUCAAUUUUCACUCUACAAUAUCCAACACAGCCAACAUUGAAUUUUAAUCUUUCCA